Molecule: messenger RNA, 2409 nt
Organism: Fusarium vanettenii 77-13-4
Lineage: Eukaryota; Fungi; Ascomycota; Sordariomycetes; Hypocreales; Nectriaceae
Exons: 2
Coding region: 1-2409 (802 amino acids)
Biological process (GO): nucleotide-excision repair; transcription initiation at RNA polymerase II promoter
Cellular component (GO): transcription preinitiation complex; nucleotide-excision repair factor 3 complex; transcription factor TFIIH holo complex
Molecular function (GO): ATP binding; hydrolase activity; DNA binding
Source: RefSeq, a predicted model, not a curated record
AUGCCUCCGAAGAGAAAAGCGGGCGGCGCCGUUCAGGGCGGGGCAAAGGUUGGCAGGUCCUCGCGGUUAUCGACACCAGGAGCCGCGACGCCUCGAACCAUCGAUAACAUUUUCUCCCUGGAUCGCUACCAGAAGAGACAUGCGAUUCGGGAUCCGCUCCCGCAUAUUUUUGGCGAUCGUGACUUUUCCUACCUGGUUCUCAAAAAGGACCAUCAGAACCGCCCUCUCUGGAUCGAUCCUCAGAAGGGACGCAUUAUUCUAGAGAGUUUCAACCCUCUUGCCGAGCAGGCCCAGGACUUCCUCAUCACCAUCGCCGAGCCGCUGUCCCGGCCGACUUUCAUGCACGAGUACGCCUUGACGACCCAUAGUCUGUACGCUGCCGUCUCCGUCGGCUUGUCUCCAGAAGACAUCAUCAACACGCUGGAUCGAUUCCUCAAGACUCCACUACCAGGCGAGAUUCGAAACUUCAUCACCAGCUGUACACAGAGUUACGGCAAGGUCAAGCUGGUUCUGAAGAACACAAAGUACUAUGUCGAAAGUCCCGAUCCCAAUAUGCUCCAGACUCUCCUCAAGAACCCAAAAAUUGGCCCUCUGCGUGUUCAGGGAACGGAAGAAAUCACCACCACUGUUGCGCCCAAGAUUGGUGGUCUUGUUAUCCCCGGAACACAGAACGCUGCUGGAGUGAAGCAGGCUAAUGGCCUCGGUCAGUCCGGCGAGCAAAAACAAGAUGAUGCGCCGGCCAAGGAGGGAGACGUCUUUGCCGACCUCAACGAGGAAGAUGAUGAAGAUCAGGAGGUGACACACUCGUUCGAGAUUGCCGACAAGGACGUGGAGACAGUGCAGAAGGAAUGCCUGAACCUGGGAUAUCCAGUUCUGGAGGAGUACGAUUUCCGACGUGACGAGGUCAACGCCAAUUUGGAUAUCGACCUUAAGCCCGGCACGCAGAUUCGACCGUACCAGGAGAAAAGUCUGAGCAAGAUGUUCGGAAAUGGACGAGCGAAGAGCGGACUCAUUGUUUUGCCUUGUGGCGCCGGCAAGACACUUGUGGGCAUUACGGCUGCUUGCACGAUCAAGAAGGGUGUCAUUGUCCUCUGCACGAGUUCUAUGUCGGUCGUGCAAUGGCGAAAUGAAUUCCUCAAGUGGUCUAACAUCAACCCUGACGAUAUUGUCGCCUUCACCUCGGAUUCCAAGAACAACGUCUUCACUGGAAGCACCGGUAUCAUUGUCACAACCUACGCCAUGGUUACGCAGUCGAGAGCGAGAUCUUAUGAUGCCGAGAAGAUGAUGAGGUUCCUGACGGGUCGGGAAUGGGGUUUGAUGCUGUUGGACGAGGUGCACGUUGUCCCCGCCAACAUUUUCAGAAAGGUCACGUCGUCGAUCAAGACACAUUCGAAGCUGGGUCUUACGGCCACGCUCCUGCGAGAAGAUGACAAGAUUUCGGAUUUGAACUUUUUGAUCGGACCUAAGCUCUUCGAGGCCAACUGGAUGGAACUGUCCAAACAGGGCCACAUCGCGAGGGUCCAGUGUGCCGAAGUGUGGUGCCCAAUGCCUACCGAGUUUUACGACCAGUAUCUCAAGGCACCCAGCAGGAAGAAGGGCCUUCUCUAUAUCAUGAACCCACGCAAGUUCCAGGCCUGCCAAUACCUCAUCAACUACCACGAAUCGCGAGGAGACAAAAUCAUUGUCUUCUCAGACAAUGUGUAUGCCCUCAAGGCGUACGCCCUCAAGCUACAAAAGGCGUUCAUCUACGGUGGUACCGGCCAGGCAGAGCGUCUGCAAGUGUUGGAGAACUUUCAGCACAACCCUAACGUCAAUACGCUAUUCCUGUCCAAGAUUGGUGAUACCUCUCUCGACUUGCCCGAGGCAACCUGUCUGAUCCAGAUUUCCUCGCAUUACGGUUCACGUCGUCAGGAGGCGCAGCGACUGGGUCGAAUUCUACGAGCCAAGCGAAGAAAUGACGAGGGCUUCAAUGCCUUUUUCUACUCGCUCGUGUCCAAGGAUACACAGGAGAUGUACUUCUCAUCCAAGCGACAGGCUUUCCUUGUCGAUCAAGGAUAUGCCUUCAAGGUGAUUACGCAGUUGGCCAAUAUUGAAAAGACUCCUGGCCUAGCGUUCGCAGACGUGUCAGAACGCCGUGAGCUCUUGCAAAAGGUGCUUGUUGAGAACGAGAGCAUGGAAGAGGAUGAUCCCAACGACGAUCUCUUCCAUCAGGGCACUAUGGGACGCAAGAAGAAGAAGAAGGGUGCCCGACGCACAGCCGGAACCCUCGGGGAGCUCAGUGGAGGCCAGGACAUGGCAUACAUUGAGCAGAACAAGAAGAUGCAGACACUCAAGAGGAACAAGAAGGACAGCAAUGCCUUCUUCAAGAAGAUUGGACGAGAGAAUGCCAGACGCGCCGCGGCGCAGUAA